Molecule: messenger RNA, 2416 nt
Organism: Scheffersomyces stipitis CBS 6054
Lineage: Eukaryota; Fungi; Ascomycota; Pichiomycetes; Serinales; Debaryomycetaceae
Gene: CDC4
Product: SCF ubiquitin ligase complex subunit
Exons: 1
Coding region: 1-2343 (780 amino acids)
Molecular function (GO): protein binding
Source: RefSeq, a predicted model, not a curated record
AUGAGUGACGAUAACGAACUUGUCAAAGCUGACAGCGUUACCGUGCUGACGAACCUUCCGCCUGUUUUCCCGCUCCUUUUAGCCGUACCCAAAUAUGACUACAGAUUAUUCAACGCAAACGGCAAGCUUGCCGACGUCUGGCUCCAGAAGGAGUACCAGAAGUUGUCAAUCAAGUCGGUUUCAAGGGAAAAUCGCAAACGAAAUCGUACCGGCGGAGAACAAGACACCGAAGAGGUGUUUGAUCAGGACCGUGAAUCUACAGAGUCAUGUGAUGACAUGAUAAUACUGGACACUGAUUCCAAUAGCCAGUUGUCGGCGGCACCUUCUUCUUCCAUCACGUCGAUUGUAGCAGCAGCACGGGAAAACGGUUUGGUACAUCCUCCCAAGAGAAGACUCACGUCAUCUACCUUCACGGAGGCUAUCAAUCUUUCUAAUCCCGUUCCACUUGUUGGAACGAACUCUAGUAGUAUAGUGUAUGAAGCUAUGAACAACAGCUCUAGUACAGUCACCACUACCGCCGUUGCAGUGUCACAACCUCAGCACUCUCAACCGCAAAGGCCGCGUACACCUAAUGCUAUCAACUCUCCUUCUCAUACGCCUAUUUCUGACUAUGAAGAAGAUCAGCCUCAGCAGCUUCCUCUUCCAUCUCCCAGCGCUUCACCAGUGCAAAGUGGAGAGACCAAGAUAUCGACGUUCGACCCCAUAGAGAACCAGUUAAAGCACAUACCUGCGACACAGGUGGAAUUGCUAGAAUUGAUGGUGAAUUUGUCUGGCUACUUCAACGAACGAAACCAGAACCAUCUCAUAUUCAGAUUGCUUCAGAACUUGAACCGAUCCUCGUUAAGCACUUUCAACGAGCUUAUCCAUAACAAUUUACGUAGAGACUUGAUCAGCAACUUGCCUCUUGAGAUUACCCUAAAGAUUCUUUCUUUCUUGGAUCAUAAGACUUUGUUGUCAUUGUCUAGAGUCUGUAAAAAUUGGUGCAAAAUCAUCAACAAUACCAGCAUCUGGAUCAACUUGUUGAAGCGAGACAAGUUGAUAACGAGCGAUGAAGUUAUUCACAAGGAAUUGGAGAACUCUGAAGAACUUCUAGAAGAAUGGAGCGAAAACUCCCAUGAUGUAAAUGUAGCACAAGUGUUGUACAAGAAGCGAUGUAUCAUCGUUAACAGAUGGAUGGAUCCAAACUAUGAGCCGCUUAGAAAAAGUGUGCCUGUUAAAUCUGAUGGCAGUAAGGUAGUAACAUGUUUACAACACGACGACGAAAAGAUAAUCACGGGAGUUGACAACAAGUCUGUCUUUAUUUAUUCUACAAGAACAGGGAAGUUGUUGAGGGAGCUAGAGGGCCAUGAAGGUGGUGUCUGGGCAUUGAAAUAUACUGGUAAUACUUUAGUGACAGGAUCCACAGACAGAACGGUCCGUAUAUGGAACAUGAAAUCCGGAAGAUGCACUCAUGUGUUCAGAGGCCAUACGUCCACCAUCAGAUGUUUGGAUAUCAUGCAUCCUGUGGUCAUCGGCAAGGACAUCAACGGUGCAGAUAUCAUAUUUCCCGAGUAUCCGUUGUUAGUAACUGGAGCUAGAGAUCAUAAUAUCCAUGUUUGGAGGUUGCCUAUAAAUAACGAGGAUGACCCAGAAAUAGACGAAAGACCUUUCGAUUGCAAUGAUUCGGAGAAUCCGUACUUGAUAGCAGUUUUGUCUGGUCACACUCACUCUGUUCGUUCAGUUUCCGGCUAUGGUAACAUCAUUAUAUCAGGUUCAUACGACUCAACAGUAAGAGUGUGGGACUUGAUGGAAAACGGGAUAUGUAAGCAUGUCUUGACUGGCCAUCAUGACAAGGUAUAUUCCACGGCUUUAGACUUCAAUUCCAGAACCUGUUUCUCAGGUUCUAUGGAUUCCAACAUCAACAUCUGGAACUUUGAUACAGGCAAGCUUUUGAACACUUUGGAAGGACACACCAUGUUGGUAGGUUUAUUGGAUUUGGUGGAAGGUGUAUUGGUCUCUGCAGCAGCUGAUGCAUCACUCCGAAUCUGGGACCCAAAGACUGGCAAGUGCUUCAGCAAGCUUGAAGGUCACACUGGAGCCAUCACCUGUUUCGAGCACGAUGGUCUCAAGGUAGUAAGUGGUAGUGACAAGAUGUUGAAGUUGUGGGAUGUGAAGGAAGGAAGAUUUUCUAGAGAUUUGCUCAACGACGUAGCUGGAGCUAUAUGGCAGGUAAGAAUCGAUUACAAACGUUGUGUUGCUGCUGUCCAAAGAUACAGAAACGAUGAGGAAAACGAGACUUUCAUUGAGAUCUUGGACUUUAGCGAACCACCUAGGAAGAGAUUCGAAAGGUUACAGGAACAGUAGAUUUGUAUUGUUGGUUAGUUACGUAUGAAGGAGGAAUUGUCUUCUCUUCUUUUUAAUGUUUUAUUAUAAUUUC